UGAAAGCAGUUUUGACUUGCAAGAUGGGAAUUGUGAAAGUCAUAGACUCCAUUUGUUCAUAUGCUAUGUAGGAGUUGUAGAUUACUGAACACUUAAUGAACGCUUUUGUGAAGACAGUCUUUCAGCACAACAAUAUGCAGCACCUUUCAAUGCAAUGCACAAUAGUGCAAUAAUGGCAGAUUUUUUGUAUGACCGACAAAGAAAAACAGGAUGUUUUCCUCACCAACACAGACUGAGCUACUUACAACAUAAACGAUGAUGUUGCCUUUAUGUUGGGCACCAUCAUUUCACCUCUAUUUCAAUCAAAUCACUCCAAAAGGAGAACAGUGGAGAUAGAACUGGUUUUCUUCAUCACACGUGUUCUAAGAUGUCAGAGGGAAUCUACAAACUUGACAGGAAUGUAAUUGGCACACACAUUGAUUCCACAACAUAUGCCAAUGUAGGAGACAACAAGCCCAAACCAGGUAGGGUUGUCAGUCAACAUUCAGCUUCAGUGUCUUGUCAGUGGUGGAGAAGACCUUCUGGAGUUGCUGCAUUGUGUCUGGGACUGCUGUGUCUUCUGCUACUGGCUGGGAUCAUAGGACUGUUUGUCUACUAUGGAGACAUUGGACAUCAAUACUUCACAGAACGAGACAAACUACAGAAAGAGAGAGACAUCUUUCAGAAGUUACUUGUGACAAGUCUUAAUGGAUGUAAAGUGUUUGGUAACAGCAUCUAUUACGUCUCCACUGAGCAAAAUACCUGGGAAUAUGCCGGCCAGGACUGUCGGAGGAGAGGGGCACAGCUAGUCAUCAUAAACAAUCAAGAGGAACAGAGAUUCCUCAAUGCAUUAAACAUACAAACUUGGAUCGGUCUGUCUGACAUAGAGACUGAGGGGACCUGGAGAUGGGUGGAUGGCACAAAUCUGACUACAGCGUACUGGGGAGGAGGAGAGCCUAAUAAUCUUGAUGAAGGGGAGGACUGUGCCGUGAUUUAUCAUGAUUUUACUGAUCCUGUAAAGAAAUGGAAUGACACUCCAUGUACCAGAAAACUUAACUGGAUUUGUGAAAAAGUCAUUGAUUAACAAUACCUUGUUAUCUACAGUACAAUCAGAAUGCAUAAAGGCUGUACACAAAUAAUAAACAAUAUGACAUUAAGCAAAAAUGAAUUUCCAAAUGUACUUACAGCCAUAUGUUUCACAAGGACUAUGAUGAAUGUACUAAAAACCCCAGUCUUUCCUUUUCUUUCUCCUACUCUCUCCUUUUCAAUUCAACUUCAAUUCAAUUGCUUUAUUGGCAGGAAAAACAUUACGCAAGUAUUGCCAAAGCAUCAAUAUAAUAUGCAUUGAUCUAAAAUAAACCGAUACACUUUUGUGAGAUACUAAAAAAAAUAUGCCAGAGAAGAAAUAAGAAUUAUAGAUUAUAGCUCUCUUUCUUUCACUGACAUUUGUAUACUGUGUGUCAUGGUGCGGUGAGCAGCAGCGCCACCGUGCCAUAUAUUC
Esox lucius (northern pike) is the source of this 1480-nucleotide messenger RNA. RefSeq names its product CD209 antigen-like protein D. Gene Ontology annotation, cellular component: external side of plasma membrane. The coding region runs from base 368 to 1063 and encodes 231 amino acids. The record is from RefSeq and is a predicted model, not a curated record. Gene Ontology annotation, biological process: biological process involved in interspecies interaction between organisms. Gene Ontology annotation, molecular function: carbohydrate binding. Lineage: Eukaryota; Metazoa; Chordata; Actinopteri; Esociformes; Esocidae. The transcript has 6 exons.